AUGGCAAAUAAUACCCGAGUGUUCUUCGAUGUUACGGCCGACGGUACCCCCAUAGGCCGCAUCGUCAUGCAGCUGAGGGAUGAUGUCGUGCCAAAAACAGCAGAGAACUUCAGGGCGCUGUGCACUAUGGAAAAAGGCUUUGGUUAUAAGGGAUCCUGCUUCCACAGGGUCAUUGAUAACUUCAUGUGCCAGGGAGGAGACUUCACAAACCACAAUGGAACUGGUGGCAAAUCAAUCUAUGGGAACAAAUUUGCUGAUGAAAACUUCACACUGAAGCACACUGGCCCAGGAAUCUUGUCCAUGGCAAAUGCUGGUCCCAACACAAAUGGCUCCCAGUUUUUCAUCUGUACUGCAAAGACAGCAUGGCUUGAUGGCAAGCAUGUGGUAUUUGGCAGUGUUGUCGAUGGCAUGGAUGUCGUAAACAAGAUGGAAGCCUGUGGCUCAAGCUCUGGAAAGACCAGCA
Molecule: messenger RNA, 463 nt
Organism: Ailuropoda melanoleuca (giant panda)
Lineage: Eukaryota; Metazoa; Chordata; Mammalia; Carnivora; Ursidae
Product: peptidyl-prolyl cis-trans isomerase-like
Exons: 1
Biological process (GO): protein folding; protein peptidyl-prolyl isomerization
Cellular component (GO): cytoplasm
Molecular function (GO): peptidyl-prolyl cis-trans isomerase activity; cyclosporin A binding
Source: RefSeq, a predicted model, not a curated record